GGGGAAUUAGAAUACAGCCACGGUAUCCCCUGCCUGUCGUAAGAGGCGACUAAAAGGGGGUGCGAGGUAGUAUGAUGUAAAAGUAAGGAUAAGAAACAGAAGAAAAAGUACGGCGAAUGUGUGAAGUAACGUACGGUGAGAAUGACAAGAGAUUUGAAAAAUGACGCGUGUGGCUGAUGAUUUUCGGUGGGCAAAAAGGGACCGAUGUAAAGUCCUUAGAGUACAUCACCCCUAAAUGGGGAAACCUGAAAUGAAAUGAAAUGAAAUCAUAUUGGAGUGUUAAGGACCCCGAACCACGGGUGACACUCUUUUCAUACCGGCAAUAUGGCUUCCGGGGUGUCAGGGACCCCGAAGCGCAAGUGACGCACUCCAAUAUAUCAUCUUGGGGUGUUAGGGACCCCAAGAAUAGAUUUAUUUCAAAUAGAUUCAUCUUUCGCGCUGGAAUGUACACGCUAGCCAAAUGAGAGUUUAAUAGUAACACAUUUUUUUAUUGUGGCAUUUGUUAAUCAAUUAAUCUAUUGCAUAAAUAAACACUGAUUUAAUUAUGACUUAUAAUAUGAAUACAAUCUAAUAGUAUCAAUGUUUUUCGAAAAAGAAUUUUAUAAAUAGAUGCUUAUUUGACUAGCGACGUCAUAACCGCCACUUUCCACCGCGUUCCCUUCACCGCUACAGUACGGUUCAUUACUCUCGUAACUUUUUGCUAUUUUUACAUUAAAAACAUGGUGCUUCGUGUCAUUAAAUGCACUGAUCUGAAAGGUUAGUGAUUGAUUUCGGGUAAACAAGUGAAAGUUUCGUUGUAGAUAGCUUUAUUUCGGUAUUAUAAGUGCGUUUCGAUUGUGCCUUGUGACAGACUCAUGGGUGAAGCGUCUCAUCGAAUUCUAUUACACAAAUUACGUCGAAUAGUUUUUGAGUGAAAUGAGUGGGUACGGUCGACCGAAGUUUACUUGUGAAUCUUUGCCUCUUCGCGCCAUUUUCAUAUACAACGACGCAGUAAAUCCACACGAGUUGUUUUUGAAUGAAAUGAGUGGGUACGGUCGACCGAAGUUUACUUGUGAAUCUUUGCCUCUUCGAGACAUUUUCAUAUACAAUGACGCAGUAAAUCCACACGAGUUGAUAAGCUUCGAGACACAAGGCCUGGAACGGUAACAAAAUGGCGGACAAUCAGAGGAGAAGACGUUAUCUGACCAUCAGUAUACUUCACAUCAUCACCAUCAUGUGCCAAGCCCUCUCUGAUCAACCAAUGUUUGCCGAGCCAAUACCGAAUGUCACGGUGCCGUUGGGAAGAGACGUCAGCUUACCCUGCGUCGUCGAAAACCUCGGUAAUUACAAGGUGGCGUGGAUACACGUGGGACGUCAGAUGGUACUCACCGUUCACAAACACGUGGUCGUGAAGAUACCAAGGUUUUCGGUGUCCCACGACAAUCAGAAAACGUGGCUUCUUCACAUAACCAGCGUGCAACAAGACGACCGGGGUUACUACAUGUGCCAAGUGAACACGAACCCUAUGAUGAGCCAAGUCGGCUUUCUUCAAGUAGUCGUGCCGCCAAAUAUAUUGGACAAGUUAUCCACGGAGAGUACGGUGGCUGUUCGAGAAAAUCAGAACAUCACGUUGACGUGCAAAGCGGACGGAUAUCCGACGCCCACGAUCAAAUGGAAGAGGGAAGAUGGUCAAAAUAUAAUCAUCAAUCGAUAUCACAAAGUUUCAGUGUCCGCGUACGAUGGCGAGCAAUUAAACUUGACGGGGAUCACGCGCCAUGAAAUGGGCGCGUAUCUGUGCAUCGCGACCAAUGGUGUGCCGCCAACAGUCAGCAAGAGGAUCACCGUGGAAGUUGAAUUCUUACCGACGAUCUUUCUUCCGAAUCAGCUGGUGGGUGCGCCAGCUGGCACCAAUUUAACCAUCGACUGUAACACGGAGGCUCAUCCAAGAGCGAUGAGCUACUGGUUCCUAGGUAAGGUUAUGAUAUUGUCGAACGAGAAGUACACGACGAACACCAUGGAAAACAGCUACAGGACCUACAUGACACUCACCAUAAGAAACCUGACGGCCAGCGACUAUGGGACUUACCGUUGUAUCAGCAAGAAUUCGCUGGGCGGCACUGAAAGCUCUGUUAGGAUAUACGAAAUUCCAAAGCCGUCCGCGGCGCCGAAGGCCAUGGAGGACAAGAGCAGCGCCAACAAAGAAGGACAACCGAGUACACCGUCACCAGCAAAAAGGCCGACCACCGUAUGGCCCUCCUCGUACAACCCGUACUAUACGAAAAGGACAGAGAGGCCGCCUCCCCCGAGCGAGGAGAGGGUCGAGAGGCCAGAACAGAAGCUACGUGGUGGCCAGAGCACAGGGAGCGCGUACAUCAUUAGAUGGAGUGCACCGCAGCUGAUGGUGGUGGCGGUUCAGUAUAUCCUCACGGGGCCCUAUAUGCCCCCCUACAUGCCCCAAACGGCGAAUUAGGAUGUGGGAAAACAUAGGCCAUGUUCGUCCAGGACGUACUGUCCUCUGGUACCUUUGUGCUUCGAUCACUGUGGAGCCGCAUUUGAAAGUAUGAUGCACUUUUAAAGUGCAAUUGAUGCAUUAUUAAUAUUAUUUACUUUUUUUUAAGGGGUUUAAUUCUUUUUAAUUAGGUUUCAUUUUCAAGUACUUAGUUAAAUCAUUUUACCAUCGCCUGUGAAAUGAAUAAUGAAGUGAGCAGAAGGUUAGUGUUAAUAACAUUAUUAAUUCAAAUAAAUUCCUGAAAGAAAGUGAACGAGCGAUCCUCUGCGAUACACAGAUUUCGGUAGCUCGCUAAUUGGCUGUUGAAGAAUUAAAAUCCGUGUACCUAGGCUCGAUAUCCGUGCAAAGCUUACGUCGACGGUUCACGGGACGCAUUAGCGAAAACGGACGAAAUUAUUUGUCAAGCGGACGUUGUACCUUUAAUUGGAUUGUUAAUCGUAAUCGAACAUUAAUUAGGGUAAUUGAAUUUACGUAUCGUACGCCGCUGGAUUACGGGCUUAAUUAGCAUCAGAUAUUUAUUCUGAGGCGAAUUAUCUUGCUGAAUUAUUUGUGGCAAGUAAUGAUGUAUGUUCCAGGAGCAAUAUUACUGCUGUGUCGCUUCAUCGCGAUCGCCUGGAUAAUCGACGCGAUUAAUAACAGUCAUUGGAAUCUUCGUUUCAUUUUGAAACGAAAUAUUGGCAAUCUUAAAUUUACUGUUAGAAUUUUAAUUGAAACAAAAAAUUAUCAAAACGGGGGUGGGAAAAAAUACAAUGUAUCGAGAGUUAGAAUCAAGAUGAAAGAGACAAGUUACAGGGUAGCCAGUCCUUCCGAAAACAUUUCUCUGUUCUUUCAUGAAAAGACACAUAUCCUGGUCAACACGUAGCGCGAUAAAUUCUGGAAACAAUCAAACUAGCCAGAGAACUCGGCACGUUGCCUUUUCUCUCGAGAGUUGAACAUGAUAAAUCUGCCCUGAGAGAGUGCAUACUCGGAACAACGAACAAAACACGUUGCGCUCUCGAUUCUUCCCGGCGCGUUAACAUCUUUACCUCGAGGCUCGUAAAUAGAGAAGCACAUAACGUUGCAUCGAUUACGCUCGGUGUUUCGAGAGAAACGUUAACGUAGCUCGAUAAAUCUCGAGGAUUACACGAUCUGGAAAACGAACUGUAGGAGCGAGAAAAAAAGGGGGAUUAAGAUCCAGAAGAAUAACCGAAACAUAGUCGUCUUAGAGGGAAAUAAAAGCUUCUCGUAACUUGCAUAGAUUCGUUUCGAAUGGAAUCAGGAGGCGGCGACUUUUCAAGCCCGGCCAGGAAGUAGCAUUCAAGUAGACAACCCUCCGAGGGGGGUGGGAAGGGAUUUGAUUAAUGCUUCGUCACGUGAAAAAUGGUAGGAACACGCUCGCGUCCUCGCGAAAUCACCGGAGUAGAGAGAACGUAACGACAUUGCUCUUGUUAUUUUGAAAACGAACGUCAUCAGAAAAUUCAAUUAUCCAAGACGAUUCCUCGUUUCAUAGAUGGUUUCUUGAAAUAUUUUUUAUUCGUAUUUUCUAUCUAGAUUGGUUAUUUCGUUGAAUUUUUCACCGGUUAUUAAUACGAAACGUCGAGUGGAAUUAAUUUCUUUCGCGUUCGACACGUUGGAUGGUGGAUAUUAUUCGAUCCCAUUCCUGGAAAAGUCGACCGUUCGAUUCCGUGUCUGCGAUUUAUUAAAAUACGUUGAAAAUUCAUGGCCUGGCUAACGAUACGGGGAAUUGAAACGGAACGGGCCGCUUCUAAUUUGUACGCGAUAAAAGGAGUGAUUGAGCCGGGCAGGCCGGUUUAAACUGAAAAUUCCAUGAAACCGGACAACAGAAGCGUUCAAAAGGCCGAAAUUACUAUGAUUCCCAGCGUGAACGUAUUAAUCAUCAGCCCUCCCUGUAAUUACGAAACUUUCCAUUACCGAUCGUGUAAUCGCCGCGUGACGUGUAACCAUGUUUCACCAGAUAUCGCGUAGGCGAUGAUGCCGCGUGAAACAAAAGAGGCGUGCACCAACGCGACGCCCAUCGACACCGCUGUCCACCCUAAAUUAAAAUACCCUAUCGUAACGCGUCCCGUCCCUCGAAUUAAUUGCCGGGAAAGAAGGCGCACAAAGACAUCAAACGACACGUGGAAUCCAAUUCCCGAAUACGUUUCGAGGAAUAUGAGCAAACGGCAUGGGACGUGCUGAUGGUCGACGUUAAUCGGAAAGCAUCGAUUCCGAUGCUGUCGAAGAACGGCGCUAAAUGAAAAUUCGAAUUAACGUUUUCAUAAUCCGACAGAAACGAAACGCAAAUAUUAAUAACCGAACGUGUUUUAACUGUAAUUUAAUUUCAACCGGAUCGAUGAUUGAACGUUACUCGAUAAUUAAAAUUACAACAAUUCUAUCAGGGGAUAGGAGUAAUCUCUCUGCAGUUGAAUCAUCUGAAUUUCAAUGAUUCUGUUUGCUUUGCUCUUCUUUUAUUUUUCAUUCGGGAAAUCAAUGUGAUCCUUUGAAUCAUAUUGAACAGGAAACUCGUUAAUUAACUCGAUUCGUGGAUAAAUUAAACUUUCAUCUCGCGAAAUAUUAUUUUAUGAGGCCCACGUGAGAAUUAUCUCUAAACCAUCGGUGUUGUAACUUUCUCGACAUUCUGUACGGAGCUGUAAAAAGAUUAAAAAUCCCUAACAAAGGUAUUAUUGAUUCGAACGGGGAAUUAGUACGGCACUGGUCGACGCAUAAUUCAGCCGAGGGAGUCGGUAGAAACCAUUUGUGUGUCUGGUCUGGAUAACGUCCGUAGGUUGGUCACGCAAGCGGCUCAGGGAAGCCAGUAUGAAAAGUUUCGAUCGCUCGAAAAGGGCUUCGAUAAAGUAUCAUUCGGUCGGAAAGUCUUGCAGCUGAAAAGUUGCGAGCUCGCUUCGAGAUUGAAAAGUUCCCUUUUUAUCAGCGAAACCGGCUACGGUGCUAUCUUCACGGAAUACCGGAUCCUUGAAUAAAAAUACUUCGAAAAUAUCGAUAUACAAAAAAGAAAAAAGGAAAGAAAGAAGGAAAAUGGAGAAGAGGAGAUGAACUAUUCUCGGAUAGACGGUAAAUUAAUAAGCUCGUCUGCACUCGAAAUUAAAAGGUUCUAAAUUUGAAAUAAUUGCAUUUAUUUAAUUAAUCUCUUCUUUCUCUAUGGUUAUCCAGAUAAUUACAAAUAGAACGGGCUAAAAUUGGACAGCAUCGGGUGAACGAUUGAAAGUUCAAUGAACCUUCCUCGGAAAAUUUGAUUAACUUUAUAAAAGAACGCAAGAAAUCGUACGCGACGAUUGAGAAGAUUGCUGAUAAAGUCGCGGCUGUUGAAGCAAUCGGGGGAACAGGACGAUUUCUAUUUCGAAAUUAGCAUUUAAAUUAAGCCACGUAAAAUUAGAGAGUCGAUUUUAGAUUUAUCUUUCUUGGACGAGCGUAGUCUACGAGGCGCCACGCAAAGUUUCCGCUUUAACGCAACCGAAUGAUAAACUCAUUCAAAUUCGAGCCACGAAACAGAAGAUACGGCUGCGUUAUAAUUCGUGACGCAAACCGGUCAACGUAAUUGCCUUACUUUCGGUGAUUUAAUUCAGAAACGUUCUAUAUUUGCCUCCUGAAAGGUGACUUGUCUUGAAAAUAUAUUUCACUUUUAUAUUGAAACGAAUUUUUUCAAAUUUCUCCGGUCGAAAAUAAAAUAAAGAAAUUAAGUCCAUCUCGGUUUAAAUCGAAACGAUAUCGAUUAGAGCGAAGCAGAUGUUUGAUAUUUAUAGCCGGAAGUGGAGGAUAGGCGACGCGCACGGACCACGAAACAGCGAAAUAUCUCGCGCCAAUAUAAUUGUACGCGUUUCAGAGGUAUCAUUCCGUAAUCUAUGUAGUCCUGCUCGGAUGGGGGAUUAUGUUAAGCGAUGCGUGAGCGGCCACAGUCCACGGCAAGCCAGGCGUAACAGAGAUACUGCUGGGUGACGUCGUUACACGCCGCAGCCGUAUUCCGCGGCCCUACACGAAACCCUCGAUAGAAUACACGCUUCCUAUUUAGAUGAACGCGUCCGCGUAUACACGCAACUCUGUAUCGUCUAACAGCUUAUACGAGCUAUGUACCAUUUUAUUCCAUUCUGCAUGGAUCGCGAGGAAUUGCUCCGCUUAAAGGUAUUAAUAUCGCACUUAUGGCUGACUUGAACUACUGAUAAUUUUCAUUUUUUGGCAUUCGAUCAUUUAAAUCAUAUACAGUUAAUUAUAUUUGGGAAAUUUAAUUAUUUUGUUAAAGAUAUUAUGUGAUUUAUACGUUGAUAAAUGCUGACUUCUGAGUAAUGGUUGACUUGAACUACUGACAAUUUUCAUUUUUUGGCAUUUGAUCAUUUAAAUCAUAUAUAGUUAAUUAUUUUUAGGAAAUUUAAUUAUUUUGUUAAAGAUAUUAUGUGAUUUAUACGUUGAUAAAUGCUGACUUCUGAGUAAUGGUUGACUUGAACUACUGACAAUUUUCAUUUUUUGGCAUUUGAUCAUUUAAAUCAUAUAUAGUUAAUUAUUUUUAGGAAAUUUAAUUAUUUUGUUAAAGAUAUUAUGUGAUUUAUACGUUGAUAAGCUGACGUCUGACUUAUAGUUGACUUUAACUACUUGCAAUUUUCAUUUUUUGGCAUUUUAAUCAUUUUAAUCAUAUAUAUAGGAUGUUAAAAAAUACCCUGAAGACCUCUACACCCUUGGAUAGAUCAUGAAAAAUCGAAACGAAAAGUUCUGUAGUAUUUUUCGAUGGGAUCAGUAGUUUAGCCAAUCAGUGCGCAGCUAAUCCGUCUAACGAUACGAGUCAGAAUAUGUUUACAAAUUUGCGCGCGCGACGCAAGGUCGGAGCUCAGUUCUUUCCAGUUCUUCAAACGUUCCGGUCGAGGUUAAUGUACUGCGAGCCAGGCCUGCUUUGAACACGUGAAUUUGUACGUAUUUACUGUUUUGCUUCCUUAGAUGGAGUAUAAUUAAUUAUAUUUAGGAAAUUUAAUUAUUUUAUUAAAGAUAUUAUGUGAUUUAUACGUUAAUAAGGGCUGACUUCUGAUUUAUGGCUGACUUUAACUACUGACAAUUUUCAUUUUUUGGCAUUUUAAUCAUUUAAAUCAUAUUUAGUUAAUUAUAUUUGGAAAAUUUAAUUAUUUUUUUAAAGAUAUUAUAUGAUUUAUACGUUGAUAAGCUGGCUUCUGACUUAUAGCUGACUUUAACUACUGGCAAUUUUCAUCUUUGGGCAUUUUAAUCAUUUAAAUCAUAUUUAAUUAGUUAUAUUUGGGAAAUUUAAUUAUUUUUUUAAAGAUAUUAUAUGAUUUUUACGUUGAUAAGCCGACGUCUGCCUUAUAGUUGACUUUAACUACUUGCAAUUUUCAUUUUUUGGCAUUUUAAUCAUUUUAAUCAUAUAUAUAGGAUGUUAAAAAAUACCCUGAAGACCUCUACACCCUUGGAUAGAUCAUGAAAAAUCGAAACGAAAAGUUCUGUAGUAUUUUUCGAUGGGAUCAGUAGUUUAGCCAAUCAGUGCGCAGCUCAUCCGUCUAACGGUACGAGUCAGGAUAUGUUUACCAAUUUGCGCGCGCGACGCAAGGUCGGAGCUCAGUUGUUUCCAGUUCUUCAAACGUUCCGGUCGAGGUUUGUGUUACUGCGAGCCAGGCCUGCUUUGAACACAUGAAUUUGUACGUAUUUACUGUUUCGUUUCCUUAGAUCGAGUAUAAUUAAUUAUAUUUAGGAAAUUUAAUUAUUUUAUUAAAGAUAUUAUGUGAUUUAUACGUUGAUAAGAAUAAUGCCUGACCUAUACUACUGAUUUAUUCUUACUGUAACCUUUUGUUGCAUUAUUUUAGAAUUUUUGCUUUUCUAUCGUUAUUUAAAAUUAAAAAGGAAUAGUGACAGUCUAGAAGAGCCUGUUUACAAGGCUCUAUGUUCAGUAGAUGUUUGAAUUAGCUCGAGGCUAAAGAUUCUUCAGAGUUACCCAGCUGUAAAUUAUAUAGACCGAGCUUCUCGACACGCCAAAGAAUCGGGGUUAUGUAAAUUGCCCCUUAAGUAGAUAAUAUUGAGUCCCUGUGGCUGUUAUAGAUAACCCAAACUUAACCCAGAUCUAACGUAGACCUAGCCCAGCCUGUCCUCGCGUCAUAUCUUAUCCCUCUCAACCCUAUAGUAAGCUAUCAAUUUCCCAGACCUGCUAUUAAUUUCCAAUUACCCAGGCCUCCAUUCAAUUUCCUAUUAUUUAUCCGCGGCACGGAAAGACGUUCGCGAAAUUAACCCUCGCGUUUCCCUGUUGAUUUAAUGGUGUAAUGAUCGCGUGAAAUCAUUCGGGCACGGGCAUCCACGACGAUAAUCAUUUGCACGCGAUCGCAGACAAUGCGUAUCCCUUGACAUCCGCGCGUCCGAAAGCAGACGUCACCGUGACACGCGUUGCGAUUAAUAAGCAGAAAAUUACACGCUGGAAACAACGAGACCCAGAGUAAUGGGGGUCGCUCGCGAAUUCCGUUUCGUACUAUUGUUACACCGCAGAAAAAAUGUGGAAAUUAAAAAAUUCCCAGGACUUGCAUUAUUGUUAAGGGUAGAAAAGUUUCUAUUUAUUACCACUAUGGUAAAUUUUAUUGAAAAUUGUUAACGUUUAAUGAUUAUUUUUCUCACAGACGUCGUGGUUGACUGAUUAAUUUAUUCACGAAUACAGUUGCUUGUAUUUGAACAUGUCGAGUAGUAUAGGUCGGUGCAUGGUCAGGCAUAAAUCAGGAAUACACAGUAGCCGAAAUUUAUCAGGCCGGCUUCAGCUCGCAAUUAUAUUUCAUUUUAUAGAUUUGCACAGAUGCGUUAUGGCGUACGUAUUUUAUUGGGUAAAUAUCGGGACAAAUAUUGAUCACGAUCUUUUCAUAUCUACAUUUCCAUCAAAUACAAGGGUCAUUGACAUUGCAACAUGUCCAGGUCGCUGUAGAUUUUUCUCUCAAUUUAUACAUACGUUGAAUUCUUUUUGGAGUAAAUAAAAUUCAAAUAAUCAUCGUUGCAUUGAAUUGUUUUCGAGUAGCUCUCGACGGAACCAGCAUAAAAUUUCUGUCGUAAAAGGGAGAAACGGUAAAAAGGUAGUCAAAGGAGACGAAAACUGAAGACUCUAGAGUCUAGAGAAAACAAGAAACCAUCUAAAUGGACAAUCAUUUAAAGUUUUCGUUCAGUCGAAAUUUGUUUCUUCUUCUGGCAUCUAAAAGGCAGAAGUUUGAAACUUUCGGGUAUUUACUAUUACCGUCGAGAUUUUGCGAAGGUAUUUCAAAAGACCCAAGAAAGUUUUACAGAGACAGUAAAGUCCCCGGCUACCUGACAAAAAUAACCAACCAUCUGUCUAUCUUUCCCUAAAACUACCGGAUAAAGAUAACUUCUGCAAAAUAAAAAUGAAAUCGAUACGCUUUUUAUUAACAUCAAAAAUUUGAUAUUUCAGAAUUCUCUUUUGAUAUUACCAGCUGGCCAAAACGCGCCAGAACAAAGGGAUCAAUUUAAAUCACCUGACCACCGUAAAUGUAUUCGCAUGAUAGCGAUUUUCGCGCUGUAUACGAAUCAGCAUAACAAUGCUUCUGAGAAGUGUAACAGACCAGAACCGGACAAGGGAUAUACAAGGGGUGAGAUCAAAAUAGGGGUGCAUCUAGAGACAGAAUAAUUCCUGUUGAUUUUUCAAAAUUUCAAACACAACCAAGGUAUAAUAAUUAUAAAUUCAAAAUAAAAAGAUUGUACAAACUGUAUAUUCCUCUACGUAAUAUUACGUCAGACUGCAAGUGUGUUAAUUAGCGAAAUGAAAAAAUUAAAUUACUCUAGCUUUCUAAAAGUAAACAUACAUAAUUAUUUACUUGCUGGUAGUGGAGAAACUGGAGUAUGCACUCGAUGAAAUUUUAAAGCCUUUCCCCUUUAUGAACAUAAAUUCGUUUCAUAAUUUUAAUUUACUUUCAUUCGAGAUAAAAUAAUGCACAACUAUCCAACAUUCCAAAUAUCCAAAUACUCGAAGCGUGUGUACGUUUUAUAAGGACACCCUGUAUAUAUGAAAUCGGAGAUUAGAGAGGGUAGGAUGAGACGAGGGUUGGAAUCAGAUCCUGUUAUACAUAAUCUGUGUUACGGUCCGCGAGCUUUUCUCGUCCGGUUUAACACGCCCCGUUCGCGGCUGAAUUCAUCGCGGUGAAAGUAUUGUCUGCGAAACGCGUCCAAUCUGUUGCUUCUUCCUUUGAUUUCUUCCACGGUGCUACCUAAAAUCGAGUUUUCACAAUUCCCUUUAUUUUUUCGCCCUCCGAGCAUCCCGUCGCUUCCGGUUUCGCGGGAAACACCAUCGCAAUUUACACGCUGUUAUAAAUCAAUUUGUUCGCAGGAUGAGGAACGCGUUGCUCUACAUUGUUCGACGGGAAAGGAAUAAAUUAAAUAGUAGGUUUGAAAUUCAACAUGACGCUAGAUAGGAUUCGCUGUUUGCAUUGCAGGAUGUUGAUUUUUUAAUGAAAGCGAUAAAGGCAAUGGGAAAUGAAAAAGAAUUUCAUCGAAAUAUAAUAUCUCUCAAAUCAAUCCGGAGUUUUAAUCAUCGGCUACCAAGCGGAACCAAUAAAACUAACUUCAUAUAUAUGUGUAUUAAAAUAAAACGGGGCUACCAAUUCAUAUUUCGUUAUUUCAUAUUUGCCAGAGGAACAGAGCAUCGAGAAUUAUAGAGAGAUUCGGGAUUGAAAUACCUAUCGUUACAGUUGUUCGCUUAAUUAAACGCGGAUUCGUCAACAAUUCGUUUGCGAUACUCAUUUCGAGACUUGCUAAUGCUCUGCUCUAUUAACGAUGAAAAGUCAUUAAAAGACGAAGGAUUAAGAAAAACGGAAAGGGGAAAAAUAUCCGCAAGUAUAUUCUCUUUUAACGGAUAUUUAAAUCAGAAUCACGCCUGGAAAGUCAUGCCAGCCGAUUCUUAUCAGGUCUAUGCUAGCAGGGUGCAACUGUAUCGGGCGUCAUAAAAGUGUGCUCGUUGGCCCGUCAGAACGUGAGCAUAGAGAAAGAUAAUACCAUGUAGGAGUGCGAGAGAAAUGGUGAGAGUAAAAGGAAGAGGGACAGUGGGGUGGUGGUAGCCUGUUAUACACAGUCUGUAUCAUCACUUUGCGAUGUACUUGCGAGCUUUUCCCGCCUCGUUUAACACGGCCCAUUCAUAAUAGGAUGACGGCCGUAAAAGUAUUGCCGGUUAUCGCGGCUACCGCACCGCAUAGCUGGCCAAACAUUGUCCAACCUCCGAUUUACCAUCUACGCCCCCGCGCUAGGGUAUCUAUUGUCCUGAGUUACGAUGCACCGGCCUCGGAUGGCCCAUGGGCUCAGACUUUUACCACGGACCCACCUCAUAAUUGCCAGAUUGCCGCGACAGUACUAUACCAACCCUCUACAACUAUCGGGGAGAAUAACGCGAUAAAUCUUGAUGCCCGACCACUGGCACAAAGCAGUCUCUCUCGGUUGAUAUUAAAUAUCGAACGGCUAAGAAUUACGCCUGCCUUCGUCAGGUAUAACCAUCGAUAAUCCCUCCUCGAUAAUGAUUUUUAUGAAAUUUUCAAACUAUAUAAGGUGAUCGUCUAUUGGCUUAAGUUCUCGACCCUUUUAUGAAAUUUUCAAGAAAUCUAAAUUAAUUAUCCGCUGUGCCAUAAAUUAAAGGGGUUGAUUUUCAUUCAGAAUUGGAAAUUAUGAAAUUAUGAAAAUAUUCCGUAGUUCUCCAAGGAUUGAAUUUCCUUCUGGAACAACCCUUUGUUUACCCUGCAGGAAUUCAGGGAAUAAAUCGAACGUUUGUCAAACCGUUCGUGUAUCGCGAAAUAGAAAUUCCCGUGGAUGUACGUCGACGUUGAAGUUGUCCGACGUUUGUUCCGAUGGAACGUACACGUAAUCGGAAAGUUUGAUUUAAACGCGGAAAGAUCGCCGCUGUUCAUCUUCCUGUCGAUUUAAAGGUAGACUCGCGGAAGAUGGGAACUUACGAGCGGGGCAACUUCAUCGACACCGGGCCAAGUUUCCCGCGAACUUGGCGAAUUUAUUUCACGGCCGUAUCAGCCAAGCUGAUCCCGUCGAGCUUUCGAGCUUUUGCAGAUUCCCAUCGACCGAGUUCGCCGGAAUGUUUCGAGUUUCACGUUGCUCGACUAGGCGAAACUUGCCCCCCCCCCCCGUUCGACGAAUGAAGUGAAACGGGGAACAGAAAAGAAAUCUUUCGGGUCGUUAAGGCGUCGAAAUCCCUUAACGUCGUUCGUCUCUCGCAGUAAAGUUAAGAGAAUUCCGAGGAUACGCGGUCUAAAUCGAUUCUUUCCAAAGAGACAUCCAUUCUCCUGCCACUUGAAAUCGCGUGAAAAUUCCUGGCUGUCUUUGUUGAUUUCUCUAGAAUUUCUUUUUCUUUAUCGGUAAAGUUGUUUCGAAUGAACAAAAUAAUUGAUUUAGAAUUCGACAUUUCCAUUGCGGCUCCUAUAGCAAAGGUACCAAAUGCGAACCAAUUGCGUUGGCAAUUGUACCGAUCCACCGACAAGAAAAUCGUAAGAACAAGUUGAAAGUAUUAUUGCUUAUACUUUAAUGUAUCAUUAUAUUAUAUCGAAUGUUUUGCGUUAGGUUUACGUGACUCGGGGUACGCAAUUAAUUUCGGUGCUCAAACGGUAUGCUUACGAAUGAUCGAUAAAAAUGAUAGCGUUAAUUAAUCGGGAAUUUGUUGAUGAUCGACCGUCUUACGACUUCGUGGCUACCCUAGAUAAUUGCACCUCGAGGGAACGAAACGAAACGAAACGAAGCAUGCAAAUCGAUCGUAGCCGAGAAUUAUUCUGCCACGAUAGGUUCCUCGUUUUCUUCGUCCGCGACAGGGAAACGAGAAACAAACUACGGAGGGAAUUGUAAAUAGCUCAGUGUAUAAACUUCAGUUCCAGGUUCAUUGUAUAAACAUUAUAAAUACACGAGAGAGAGAAGCGUGAAUCCGCGUGGAUUCGUUCGUAUCGUAACGUCAUCGAAGACCAAUACUGAAACGUCGUGGAUCUCUUUGGUUUAUUCGACAUCGUUUCGAUACGAGAUCGACGCGAAUCUCUGUAAAUAAUAUCGAUCGCAUAAGAAGUGCCAAAUACGUGACUCAUACAGACAAAAGUAAAAAAGAAAGGUAACAUACACACCCACAUAUACGUACGUACAUUAUUAUACAUACUCGUACAGGUAAAUACGUGCAAUCGAGCUCGUUCUCUGCGAUAACAAGUAAAGCGAAGAGAAUCCCUCGUUCCAGGGAUGAAAACUCUGGAUCAGAGGGAUGAACGUGAUAAAAUAGUGAAUUAUCUCGGUGUUAAACGAGUGUUUGAAUAAUAAAUGAAGUGGUAGUGGUUGCCACGAGACCGUAGUCAAACAUAGAAAACUUUAAGAAACUCGUUACGUCUUUUCAGAAAGACCUUUGUUUUAUCGUGAAAUUUUAUUAUACGUUAACUCUUCUUCGGAUUUCGAAAUUUCAUUUCAUAGGUGAUCUCCUACAGUCGUUAUCUAAGUACAACUUCACCUAAUUUAAGAAUUUUACGAGGCACUAGACGGUGUGUAGAUUUUUGGUAUUAGAGGGGUUGAUACGAAGAAGGGUUAAAUUAAUUGGUAUAUCUCGCGACAUCCGUGAUGAAUUAUUGUUUUUAUCGUGCUUGGAUAAUUUUAUUUGUCAAGUUAACUCGUGCACCGUUUUCUUGCAUCUAGUCAAUGGAAAUGAGAAACGACAAGAAACAGAUAAAGCAUCGUACAAGAAGGAAAGACACGAAAACUCUAGUCUUAAGGAGGAUUAACAAUAAUUAAUUAUGUCAUCGUAAGUCUCGUAUCUCAUAGACAGUCCCAUCGGUUGUUUACCACAAACUCGAUCAUCUCGCAAGAAUACAAUUAUUGUUAUUGUUACUUAAUGUUGAAGAAUGAAAAUGAAAGAAAUGAGAGUAAAGAAUAGAAGGAAAUGUGAAGAUUGAUUUUGUGGCCAACACUGUUCACUGUGUUCCUGUAAAUAAAUAUACAUAAACGAA
Molecule: messenger RNA, 14415 nt
Organism: Osmia lignaria (orchard mason bee)
Lineage: Eukaryota; Metazoa; Arthropoda; Insecta; Hymenoptera; Megachilidae
Product: lachesin
Cellular component (GO): neuron projection
Source: RefSeq, a predicted model, not a curated record